AUGCCGCCGAGCAGAGAGACCGCGAAGCAUGAGUGUGUCUCCGAAGACGCGCUGCAGCACCUCAAAUCGUACAAGUACUCGAGCGUCGACAAGUCCCUGAUCUCACGAUACAUCCUGAAGCACUACUGGAAUGGAUUCGUGGAGCUGUUGCCGCUGUGGCUCGCGCCGAACCUGGUCACUCUGCUAGGCUUCUUCUUCAUACUGGGGAAUGUGGCCUUGUUGGAGGUUUACGUGCCGGAUCUGGUCGGACCGGCGCCCUCGUGGGUGUAUUACAGCUUCGCCUUCGGCUUGUGGAUGUAUUCCACCAUGGACAACGUCGAUGGCAAGCAAGCACGCCGAACCGGAACAUCAAGCCCGCUUGGAGAGCUGUUUGACCAUGGAAUUGAUUCGCUGAACUGCACCCUGGCAAGCCUGCUGGAAACGGCAGCGGUUGGAUAUGGUACCACCAAGACUGGCGCCUUUACGGCCCUUGUUCCGGUGCUUCCGAUGUUCUUCUCGACCUGGGAAACGUACCACACACACACCCUGUAUCUUGGCUAUUUCAAUGGCCCGACAGAGGGUUUGAUCUUCGCAUGCACCUUCAUGUGCAUGUCCGGAUACUUCGGACCCGAAAUCUGGUCAACACCCCUAGCCAAAUACUUGCCGGCGUACAAGGAAUAUCUUGACGAUAUGACUUUCCGAGAUUGCUGGAUACCUAUGAUUCUCAUCACUUUCUUCGUCGCGCAUCUUCCAGCCUGCAUCAUCAACGUCGCACGCGCGCGUCGUGCCCAAAACCUGCCCACGCUGCCACUAAUCUGGGAAUGGAUUCCGCUGCUCAUCUUUGUUGCGGCUACCAUGGCAUGGCUGGGGUCACCAUACUCAUUUCUCCUCAAGGACAACCACCUCGUUCUCUAUUGCCUUACCAUGUCCUUGGUCUUUGGGCGGAUGACGACUAAGAUCAUCCUAGCGCAUCUGACACGCCAACCCUUCCCAUACUGGACCGUCAUGCUUGCGCCCAUGAUUGGAGGUGCGUUGCUGGUCAACCACCCAUACUUCACUAUUACGGGCACGACGUUUGGCCCGGUCUCCGCAAACUUCGAGUUGUGGUACUUGCGCGGUUACUUCGUCUUUGCUGCCAUCGUGUAUGGCAAAUGGGCGCAUCUAGUGAUUACGAGCAUCUGCGAUUAUCUCGGCAUCAACUGCCUGACGAUCCCGAGGAAGACAGACGAAAAGAGCGCCAAGUCAAACGGCGCGGCGAAUGGCUAUCAUCCAGGGAAAGGUCGCAGAGACUGA
Molecule: messenger RNA, 1272 nt
Organism: Trematosphaeria pertusa
Lineage: Eukaryota; Fungi; Ascomycota; Dothideomycetes; Pleosporales; Trematosphaeriaceae
Product: ethanolaminephosphotransferase 1
Exons: 7
Coding region: 1-1272 (423 amino acids)
Biological process (GO): phospholipid biosynthetic process
Cellular component (GO): membrane
Molecular function (GO): phosphotransferase activity, for other substituted phosphate groups
Source: RefSeq, a predicted model, not a curated record